UUGACGAAAAAUGUUUUACGCAAAUAAGGAUAAAAUGGUCAUUACUUGUGAUUCGGUGGCACCGUGUGGACGUGAAAAUGUUGGUCAAAAGAAAUUAUAAAUUCUUCCAAGUGUGCUUAAAUUCUUUCAUGGUUCUGAUGAUCAUAGUACUAUUGAAAGUUUUAUUUGAUUCUACAGAGGAACAAGGGAAGUCAGCUCUUCAAAAUGAACCACAGAAACCAGGCAAAAUAAAAGAGGAGAUGAAAGCACGACUAAAACGAGAGGAAGAAACAGAAUAUGAUGAAGAAGAUGCAAAGCCAGUGGUGAAACCUCAAUCGAAUAAGGUAGUGGCCAAACCUAAACAACCUGAACCUACGAAAGCUCCGGAAAAACCAGUGGUGGUAGUUACGGAACCACCUGCAAAACCAAUCGAGAAGAUAACACAAGAAAAACCUAAGGAAGUUGCAACGACCUCGAAGCCGUUGAGUAAAAGGGAAGAAGAAAUCCUAAGAAAACAAAAGGUGCUGAACGAGACGGGAAAAUCAAUGGAAGGUCUCGACCAGUACGACCCAAAACUGGUCCAGUUUACCAGAGACGCGAUUCUCAUUUCACCGGAACCAGCCACACCAAAUGACACUACUAGUAAAUUGUUGACUGAUAUGAAUAAGGAACCCUCUGCACAGCAAAUAGCAACACAAAUUAUUCACCAUCUCAAGAAAAGGAAAAAUGGAUUUAUUGUGGAGUGCGGAGCUUGGGAUGGCGUAUCACUUUCGAAUUCGAUAGGAUUGGAGAUUUUUUACAAUUGGACCUCGCUUCUAAUCGAGGCUGCCCCAUCCGGACUGAGAAAUAUAUUGAAGGUGCGCAACAGGGCUUGGAUUGCUCCUGCUUGCUUGAGCACAAAACCAGUUGCGAAUAUGGCACAAUUUCAAGACAACAGUUAUGCGGGCAAGAUUCAAGGCCCGGCGGGAAAUUCAACUGAUAAAUCGAUGGUUAAUGUUCUCUGCAUUCCCUUCAUGACGUUCAUGCAGGCGUUGAACAGAACAUCAGUCGACUAUUUCAGUCUGGACGUCGAAGGAAAUGAAAUGGACAUUUUGCCUCUCAUCGAUUUCCACAAGAUUAAAAUAGACGUGAUGACGAUAGAAAACCAGUUUCAAAAAGGAAGAUUGGAAAAGAUGUUGGAAAUCAUGCACAAAAACAACUUUACUCUACAUACGGCUACACAUAUUGAUUUCAUAUUCAUUAACAAUCGUGUGACUUUGCCCUGAAAAUCAUCAAGGGAAAGGGGUAACAAAACUGAGGGAAAUAUGUAAGUCUGUGUUGGUCCGAUUUUUCUUGCAAUUAGAGGGGUUGAAAUGUAACUUUUUAUUUACUGUUCUCUGUGUCAAUAAAAAAACUUCUGUUUCAUAAACAUGAUGUACUGUAAAAUCAAAAUAUUAAUUCAAGUAACAUCUAAAUAAUUCACCAGUCAAGUAUAGCAUUUGAAAGGUGAAUACACCGCGCUUUUUUUAUGUGUACAAAAAAUUUAAUUGAAUUCUUAUUUUUUAAAUGAUGACACUUUAUUAUUAUUUUAUUGGCACUAAUUUUGUUAUGCUUGAGGAAAAUUUAAGUAGAAUAGCGGCUAGAAAAUUCAAUUUAAAAGGAAAAGUGCAGAAAAAAACUCCCUUAAAAAUAUUUGAAGUGUUCUUAAGGAUGAAAUGAGUAUGAGAGUUUUUUUGUGAUUCAUGAUUCAUUAUUAUUAAACAGAACCAAUACAAUUGAGUAUUUAAUGAAGGAAAACUGCAGAGCCAACGAAACAAAAUUUCCUUUAAGAGAGCGUCAAUUUGUUCCAUUGUCAAUCUCAUCUCAUUUGGGUUCUUUGAAAAUUCAUUCGUUGGCCACAUUUCAGUGGUUCUAACAUAAGAAAACGAUGACGAUGAUCUUGUAAGGUGACGCAAACUUGCAUUUGCCUUGUUAAUUAGCACUUCUAGAAAAAUCGCACGCCUAUAUCCUAUACAAAUAUGUGGUUGAUAUUGUGUUUUUGCGUGACUCUUCUAUCAAAUAAUGAAGUUGAAGGUACUAUAUGCACGUGGGAUUGUUUUGUUAAUUUA
This is a messenger RNA of Neocloeon triangulifer, 2066 nucleotides long. Its product is annotated as protein Star-like. Gene Ontology annotation, molecular function: S-adenosylmethionine-dependent methyltransferase activity. The coding region runs from base 78 to 1244 and encodes 388 amino acids. The transcript has 5 exons. The record is from RefSeq and is a predicted model, not a curated record. Lineage: Eukaryota; Metazoa; Arthropoda; Insecta; Ephemeroptera; Baetidae.